AUGACUUCUAACACAUGUAUCGUACAUUCUCAUAAGAAUGUAUCUAAAUUUCACACUGCCACUAAACAACUUCGUCUUGAAAACUGGUUUCCUGCUGAUGUUUAUCAACAGUUGCCCAACAAAUGUUGUUCAUGUAAUGGAAAGCGAGGCUUGAAGACAAUCGAUCUGGAAGUACUACGUAAAAUAUGUGACGACAUAAUGCUGUCAGCGGCUUCUACACUCAAAUUUCGAUUUUCAUCAAAUAUGAGCGAACUAGUGUCAAUGGAAGCAUCGGAAGACAAUUCUGAUGAAGAAGAUACCCAUAAUGAAGAUACAACUGAUGAGUUAGACGAGAAAAUACCAAAAAAAUCGAAUUCCACAAUUAAUGCUGAAUAUAACAGGUCGCCAGUUCCAAGGUUCGGCUCCGUAAGUUGCCGAUCGAUAUCAGUCGGCAAAUACCCGAGUUUCACUAUCACCAGUCCGAGUCUUCCGAUGCAUUGCGGCCAUCGGAAUCCUGCCUCUAUGUUCCGGCCACGUCCGACGUUUUACAAUCCGUAUCACUCGACAACUCUUGACCUGGAUACAGAAGACCAACAUAAAUCGUCCAAGAAAGGAAUUAUAAAACAAGACUUCUCAAAAGUUUUAGAAAACUUCAAAGUUACAACAGCAAACGAUGGAUGCAUUGUACACAAUUCUAAAUAUCAAUCGAAAUUUAAUUGUGCUACUAAUUUACUGCGACGUACAAAAGAAUUUCAACAACAAACUUAUCAUGAAUUGCCAAAGAAAUGUUGCUCGUGUAAUGGAAAAACAGGUAUGAAUAUAAUUGAUCUGAAUGUAUUAAGUAGUGUGUGUGAUGAAAUCGAGUCAGAUCGAGCCAACGAACCAGUAUUAAAGAAACAUGUUCAUUUAUUGACUCUUUCAUUUGAACCGAACAUAUCUCGUUACAUACGUCGAGCACGAACUGGUCGUUUUAUUGGAAAAGGAGGUGAAAAUGUUCGUGCUGUGCAAGACAAGUACAAUGUUUGUCUACAACUUAUCGACAGAUCCUCUAAUGAAAAGCGUUGUCAACGUCUCGAUGAACUAAAAAAAACUGAUGAAAAAGAAGAUAACAAAAACAGGGAUGCCCUCUACUUAUUAGUUACGAGCAAAACAAAAUCGAUAACAAAUACAAUUCCCAUUGAAGAGAUCAAACAAGAAAUAACUCAGAAAUGGAAAGAGAUAAAUACAAACUAUGUUCCUGCAUCAACAUCUAGUUUCAAUCGUACUAACCCACGUAAACAAGGCCCUGCGCCGAUAGCAUCGAUCGAGCCAAUAGCCGAUAACCGUUGGAAUUCAAAACGGCAUCGUCGUCGACAAUAG
Molecule: messenger RNA, 1338 nt
Organism: Rotaria socialis
Lineage: Eukaryota; Metazoa; Rotifera; Eurotatoria; Philodinida; Philodinidae
Source: the annotation of a GenBank genome assembly